GCCUAAAAUCGGAAAACCUUAGAAAAAGCGGGGUAAAUGGCUCUUUGCGCGCCACGGAUCGCCUUCCAUCCACCUAGGGUUUGUAGCAAGUUGCGAGGGAAGGAGACCCCAUCCCCCGCAUCGCCGCUGCCCAAAUGUAUGGCGGCCAGCGGCGCAGCGCUGGGAUUGAUGCUGUUGCCCACUUCCGCGGCUUUUGCCGCGGCGCAGGACAAUCUAGGGUUUAUUCGCGAGCUCCUGUCCGAGGAACCCGCGAAUGCUCUCUCACUCCCGACAUGGACCAUUCACGUCGCCAGUGUUGUCGAGUGGGUGGUGGCAAUGAUUCUGGUCUGGCAAUAUGGUGACACGAAGAACAAUGCAGCUUGGAAGAGCCUUUCGUGGGGAAUGGUUCCAUUGCUGGGUGGAGCUUUAUGCGCUUGCACCUGGCACUUCUUCUAUAAUGCCGAAUCACUGGAGGUGUUGGUCGUGAUGCAAGGUGCUCUGACGCUUGUUGGCAACAUCACUCUCUGGAUCGCUGCGUAUAGAAUCUACCAGAAUAGCUCAUCUUCAUCCUCGUCAUAGUGGGUACGCUAACGCGGUCGUUCUCUUUUGGCUCCGCUGUUGUUAAUGACGACAGUGGCUGCUGCUGCAAGCUUUGAAAGUGUUGCUUUGACGAGUCUUGUUCUCUCCAACUCGAACCAGGAUAGCUCAGCUCUCACCUUCCAUCACUUCUCCAACAUGCCCCGGGCAUCAGCAGACAGGUUUCCACGGAAAGUGAUAUCCUUUCUUGCACCGGCUUCUCUCUUUUUCUCUUUGCAUUGUUCGUAUACGUUGGAAGGACGGAGAUGUGCGUCUGCUCGGCUUUUCUUCAUUUCCCUUGAGCCAGGUAAGUACUUGAUCCAGCAAGUUAUGGUAUGGUCCUCUCGAGUUUUUCCCUCUUCUGCUGCUAAAACUUACUCGGAUUGUCUUCCUUCCAGCCGAUAAGCUCCUGCUUGUGGGGUCAUCCACAAAAGCUCGCAUGACGGCUUCCUUCAUACACGCAUAUCAUUACGGUGGCCAUGUUCUGAGACACAGGGGUCCUACGAUUGAGCGAAAGCAAGCAAAGGUGUGCUGCACGAGGCUGCUGCCACUGGCUGCGGCUAAAGCAUCCUUUCUUACCCGUGUUUGUACUAACGUACUCGUCCGUUCAUGCAACAAAGUUGUCGACUGUACUGUAGGAGGCUCCAGCCAGCUUCUAUUCGCCAGUUGCUGAUCGCUGCUUCAGUUGCUGCGGAUUGGAUUGGACAGCAGGCAAUAGAUUCCUUCCUCCAAAAGCUGCUGGCAAGGAUUUGCCUCCACUGUGCGAGAGAAGAAAAACUUUAGCAAAGGCUGGAAGUUCAAGCGUAGAGGACGACGGCCUGUAGCAGCGUUGGCGUUGUCGGUAACGUUCCGUGGUGGCGGUGGGGGUGUCAAGGCUGAAAAAGCAUUUGGAUCAUUCUCAGAGAUUGAGAACGCGACACAAGUCUUGGCAGUGGGCGUGCUUGCUAUCGAAGUGUUCGUUGGAGGAGGGACUGGAUUUCAUGCUUUUGUGUAUUCAUUCAAACAUUUUACAAACGGUAGAGAGAAAAAAGCGGAA
Messenger RNA from Selaginella moellendorffii, 1591 nucleotides. RefSeq names its product ycf49-like protein. The record is from RefSeq and is a predicted model, not a curated record. NCBI's taxonomy places the organism in Eukaryota, Viridiplantae, Streptophyta, Lycopodiopsida, Selaginellales, Selaginellaceae. The transcript is spliced from 7 exons. The coding region runs from base 37 to 558 and encodes 173 amino acids.